CUGGAAACUUGCAGUCAGAUUCUCUGCUACUGCUACCGCCGGUGCUCCUCACCUUUGCCACGCGCCGCAAUCGCGAUCCGAGCACGCCGAGGGAGUACAUAGAGAAGCAUGCCGCAAUCGCGAUCCCAAUCGGCAAUCCCAUCCGCAUCCAUCCCUCCGCAUCCCGCCUACUGCUCUCUAGCGACCCAGCGGCGCGCGGCGGCCCUCCUACCGGCGGCCUACUCCGGCGCGUAGGGACUCCUGCCGCCCGCUACGCGGGUCCGCUGUUCUGCUGCCGCGGCCGCAAGCUUCGGUCCGCAGGCGGCGCGGUUCCCUACGGACGGCCACCUCAGGUGGUGCGGCUCCCAGCGCGCGAGCCCGCGCGGGGACCCUUUGCGGCGCGCAGAGGCCCCUUGAGGCUGCGCGUGCACGGGCAGCGGAGGUCCCUCCCGGCGUCCAAUCUCGGUGGCUUCAGCGGCAAUUGAUAAAAGAUGGAACAAACUAUUUUGUCAUCUGUUCUAUUUUACUGCAAGCAAGCACAAGCAGGGGCGAGCGGAGGCACCGUCGUCGGGGACGGCUGCAGAUUCACCGCAGCAGGCGCAGGCAGGGGCGAGCGGAGACGCCGUCGUUCGGGAUGGCCACGGAUUCGAAUCAGAUGCAAGCUCACGGACGGAGUUGGGAUGGAGUGAGAUCAUAGACAAGAUCAUGUAUUCAUCCCUAUUAAUACCCGAAGCAUCGUUCUUCGGAGGCAAGGUCAGGCGCCGCCGGCAAGACACUCCGUAUACGAAGACUGCCUACCUGACGUGUUAAUCACCACUUCGAUUUAGCCUGACCGUGCCUCAUCCAUCACGUUUGUUUGUUACCAAGGAAAUAUUUCAACAAGCUUCCUAUUUACCGGUGGCUGGGUGAGAAGACAAGUGGUUCCCACCUCGCAGUCGAGAUCCCGCCGGCGCCGUCCUCGCCGAGCCGAGAUCCAGGGUGACGGCACCACCCCUGUGCGGGCCGAGAUCCCACCGGCGUCGUCCUCGCCGGGACGAGAUCUCCCGCCACCCCUGUGCCGUCUCCGUCGAGAUCCGGAGCACCGCCGCCGACCUCACCGCCGACAACUUUGGGGACGUGCAGAGCCCGCCAUUCCCGUGCUUCAAGCGCUUCAUACUCAAGAGCACCACCAUCACCGUGUACAAGAGAUUCGCUGACGAGGGCGUCAAGAAGGGGUUCAAGCCGCAGGACAACGCCGUCAAGCUCUGGGACCCCGAGGGUGCGCAGGGGCACAAGGAGUGGCUGGAAAUAUAUUCUCUAAUGGGACGUCGGAAGCACUUUAUUCCACCUUUGUUGUCCAAUCAUCAAUCUGACAGCAAUGUCGCGAGCCUCUCAGCCAUAGCUGCGUGCCGAUGUGAGGAGCUGUUGAGAGUAGUCCAAGAAGAGAAGAUUGGAGACAAUGGUCCAGCGACCUCAUCGAGUUCAAGAACUCCACGGUUCCCAAAGACUUGUGUUUCAGACAUAUUGUGCAUACAAGAGUGGUGAGCCAAGUGGAGUUGGUGCCAGAGGUGGUGCCCGAGGACAUACAAGAGGCUGGCAGCAACGCACCACUCCCAUCUACCAUUUCAAGUUCAUGCAGGAAUGCUGGCACAGAUUGUUCAUCUACUGGAUCACAAAGGGUUUUGCAAGAAAGGCACAUGAGCACAAAAAGAAAAUCACCAGAGAUAAUGCGUUCACCUAGGCUUUCACCAAGAACAUCGCCAAGGAUUUUCAGAUCUCCAUUAAGCCGGAUGAUACUUACACCAAGGAUUUCACCAAGGAUUUCCAAAUCUCCAUUGAGUUCGGCUGCAGUCAACGAGCAUCAUAGGGGGUCAAGAGAUUUUGAUUUGAAUAGUAUGCCUAUUUGCAGCGCAGAGGACCAAGUUAAUCUGACCAUAGGUUUGGAUUAUGGUCAGCAGACAGAUGGCAAUAUACCUGAUCUACAGCUUCAAAACAGAGCACGUAGGAUACAAAAGGAAUAUCCCAAGCACACAAAGAAAGCUGUAUUCCAGUUCUUGCUUGCAAAAUCUGUGAAUGGACAAUUGAAAGGCCAUGAAACAAGAGAAGCUUCAGUUGCAUUCUCUGUGAGUAUGAGAACAGUACAACGUAUUUGGGAUGAAGGAAAGCACUGCCUGGAUCAAGGGACUGAACCAACUUUUGAGGGCAAGAGGUCAAAUCGAGGUCGCAAGAAGAAGGAAUUUGACACAUCAAAGAUUCGCGAGUUGCCAAUUUCCAAGCGUGGUACCUUGCGGGAUGUAUCCACACACAUGAAUGUCAGUGUAUCAACAGCUCAUAACAGAUUGAAGGAUGGAACCAUCAAGCGCGUCUCCAAUAGUUUGAAGCCACUGUUGACAAAUGAGAAUAAGAAAGAGCGUCUUAAGUGGUGCCUAUCCAUGUUGGAUCCUAGGACUGUACCCCAUAAUCCUGUUUUCAAAGGGCUGUUUGAUGUUGUCGUCAUCGAUGAGAAGUGGUUUUACAUUACUAAAAGGACAGCAAGGUAUUAUACGACUCCGGACGAACAACAACCGACAAGAUCAUCCAAGAACAAAAAUUUUAUUCCGAAAAUAAUGUUUUUGUGUGCUCUUGCUCGUCCGAGGUUUGAUUCUGAGGGAAACUGCACUUUUGAUGGUAAAAUCGGGUGUUUUCCUUUCGUGACUUAUGAGCCAGCUAAGAGAUCAAGUAAGAAUCGUCCAGCUGGGACAAUAGAGCUGAAACCUAUGGAUACAGUAAGAAUGGGUGUUAGUCGAGAAUAUUUGGUUAAGAAGAUCAUACCAGCAAUUCAGGAGAAGUGGCCUCCAGAGGAUGUGCACAGUCCCAUCUAUAUCCAGCAAGAUAAUGCUCCGUCCCACGUUAAUCCUGAUGAUAUAAUAUUUUGUGAAGCUGCUAAAAAAGACGGAUUCGAUAUCCGACUCAUGUUGCAGCCCGCCAAUUCACCCGACUUGAAUAUCUGUGAUUUAGGCUUUUUUAACUCUAUACAGUCUAUCCAGUACAAGACUAGCUCAAAAAGCACUGAGGAACUUGUAUCUGCAGUUCUUGAGGCUUUUGCAGAUUAUCCACCAUCAAAGUUAAAUCGCAUUUUCUUAUCCUUUCAUGCUUGCAUGAAUGAAGUGAUAAAGAUUGGAGGUGGAAAUGAAUACAAGGUUCCUCAUAUAAGAAAAGGGGUACUAGAACGACAAGACUGUCUCCCAGUGCAACUUGGCUGUGAUGCUGAAGUGGUGGCGGCUGCUAUGUCUCAAAUAUCAGAUGCUGGAUUGAUAGAUGCCGCGCCCACAUCUUAGUCGCCCUUUGAGUGAACUUGUAGUGACCCUUAAUUGCAUUUGAGAGAUAUUUCAUUGCCAUUUGCUUGAGUUUUCCCUUGCUGUGUCAAGAAUUGUGAAGCAAUGUCAAAAAUCGUGUGUGUGUCUCGCCAUGUAAUUCUCUUUAUGCUCUUGCUGCAAUGUCAGGAUGCUGUGAACCAUUCUAUACCAUAAGAGUGCAAUCAGCAGACUUAUAUAGCUGCAACCAUUAUAUAUUGCUAUUAUGUGUGUCAUUCUCUUGU
Messenger RNA from Panicum hallii, 3535 nucleotides. RefSeq lists its product as uncharacterized. NCBI's taxonomy places the organism in Eukaryota, Viridiplantae, Streptophyta, Magnoliopsida, Poales, Poaceae. Gene Ontology annotation, molecular function: nucleic acid binding. The coding region runs from base 1656 to 3275 and encodes 539 amino acids. The transcript is spliced from 7 exons. The record is from RefSeq and is a predicted model, not a curated record.